Messenger RNA from Armigeres subalbatus, 4065 nucleotides. RefSeq lists its product as uncharacterized. Gene Ontology annotation, molecular function: nucleic acid binding; zinc ion binding. Lineage: Eukaryota; Metazoa; Arthropoda; Insecta; Diptera; Culicidae. The coding region runs from base 1 to 4065 and encodes 1354 amino acids. The transcript is spliced from 2 exons. The record is from RefSeq and is a predicted model, not a curated record. Gene Ontology annotation, biological process: DNA integration.
AUGGCGGCGCCGGCAAGCUUCCGAUGUUUCGACGGAGAGUCUGAAGAAUGGGAACUGUACAAAGAACAGUUGGAGCAGUUUUUUGUAUCCAAUAAGAUUGCCAACGAUAUGAAAAAAGCCGUUCUAAUCAACCAUUUGAGUGCGACGACAUACAAGCUGCUGAGAGAUUUGUGUACACCGCACCAACCGAAAGAGAAAGAUUAUGAUUUCUUGUGCAAGGCUCUGUCAACUGUUACCGCCGAUGGUUUGAGCGGAAAGGCUUUCGAUCGGGUCUGCGAAGAAGACGAGAAGCUAUCGUUGGACAAGGCUCAGGAAAUAGCAUUGAAAUACGAGCUGGAUACGUAUGCAAGCGUUAAUUAUACCAGAGGAGUACGACACCCGGGAAAGCAAGCAACGGAAUAUGGAUCAAAGGAACCUCAGCGAACGGACAAACGUUUUGAUGGCGGAUCAAAAAGGUGCUUAGUGUGCAACAAAAUGGGCCACCAGCGAAAGGACUGUCGCUAUCGGAGUCUAACAUGCAGGGUAUGCAAUAAAAAGGGUCAUCUGCAAGCGGCCUGCGGCAAACAGCAAGCAUUUUAUAUGCCAACCACCAGUCACGUAAACCAGGAAAACGAUCCCGAUAGUGAGUCGGAAAUCCAGUUGGAACAAAAUUAUAUCAGUGAGUCAAUUGUUCUUGUGAACAAAAUAAGUUCUAAAGAAGAAGAAGAAUUUAAGGUAGAAGUGAGAAUAGCGAAUCAGACAUAUAACAUUGAAAUAGAUUCAGGGGCAGGAGUGUGUGUUUUUCCUGAAUCUUUGUACCAAAGUGCUUUGAGUAGUUAUAGGCUAGAGGACACGUCUUUGAAGCUAAUGCUCUAUUCGGGAGAAAAAUUGAAUGUGCUAGGGGCUAUCAAACCAGUGAUUGAGUAUAAGGGGAUUUCCAAAACAGUGUUGGUAGUAAUAGUGCAAGAAGCUGGUCCUCCCUUACUAGGGAAGAAUUUCAUGAAAGCCUUCGGAAUUCGUUUGGCACUAAUAAACAAAAUAAUGUCAGGUACUGAACGAAAACUGAUGGAAUUGUUGGAGAAGUACAAAGGCCUUUUUGCCGAUGAGUUGGGGAAGUAUAAGUAUGAAACUAUUACCCUUGAAAUAGAACCAGAGGCAAGUCCGAUUUUCAAGAAACCUCGACAGGUUCCGUUUAAGUUCCAUGAGAAGAUGGUGAAGGAAUUGGAUGACAUGGAACAGUCUGGCAUUAUUACGAAAUGUGAUAGUUCUCCAUGGGGUACCCCGUUGGUACCAGUUCUCAAGCCAGGAGGAGGAUUAAGGCUUUGUGGAGACUAUAAAGUGACGGUCAACAAGCAUAUCAAGGAUGUAAAGCAUCCACUUCCAACGGCGGACGAAAUCUUUGCAAAACUUAACGGAGGAAAAAAAUUUUCCAAGCUUGAUCUGUCGAAAGCUUACAAUCAGUUUGAAUUGUCUGAAUCUUCAAAAGAACUGUGUGCAAUUUCAACCGUGAAAGGGGUUUACAAGAUGAACCGGUUACCGUUUGGUGUUAAACCGGCUUCCGGUAUCGUACAACGGGAACUUGAGAAACUUUUCUGUGGUAUUCCCGGAGUACAAAACUUUUUGGAUGACGCGGUGAUUACGGGAGAUAAUGAUGAGGAGCAUUUGGAAAGGCUCGAAAAAGUGUUCGAAGUGCUCGAUAAAGCGGGUUUGAAACUGAAUAGACAAAAGUGCCAGUUCUUCAAAAAUGAUGUUAAUUUUCUGGGAUAUGUGAUAAAUGAGAAUGGGCUGAAGAAAACGGACGAACGUAUCCGAGCGAUACGAGACGCACCGGAGCCGAAGAAUGUUAGUGAAGUCAGGGCGUUUGCUGGUUUAGUCAACUACUAUGCUAAGUUCGUGGAUAAUUUAGCUACGAUGAUGAGUCCGAUCUAUAAAUUAUUGAAAAAGGAAAUAAAGUUUAAGUGGAGCGAAGAGUGCAGGAUUGCUUUCAAUCGAGUGAAAGCGGAAAUUUGUCGUGAUGUCACUUUGGCGCACUUUGACCCGACAGCGAAACUAAUCCUUACGUGUGACGCCUCUAAUGUAGGAGUCUCCGCUGUCUUAUGCCAGGAAAUAAACGGAAUCGAACGACCAGUUGCUUUUGCAUCCCGGAUUUUACAUGCUUCGGAGGUCAACUACAGUGUAAUCGACCGCGAGGCACUGGCAAUCAUGUAUGGAGUGAACAAGUACUUCUUGUAUUUGGUGGGGAAUAAGUUCACAAUUAGAACGGAUCACAAACCCUUGCUGAGUUUAUUUCAUCCUCGCAAAGGCAUUCCAACGAUCGCAGCCAGUCGAAUGCAAAGGUGGGCGCAUUUUUUGUCUGGAUUUAACUACGAGAUUGGACAUGUCAAAUCCAAAAUGAAUGUGGCUGAUUUUCCGUCGCGUUUCCCUACGGAGUCAUGGAAGCUAUGGAAAGAAGAAGAUUCGUAUUUGAAUUUUAUUAAUCGAGAAGAAUGUGGUUUACUAUCGUUGGAGGAAUUGAAAGUGGUUUCUGAAAAUGAUGUACACUUACAGAACAUUAUGCAGUAUCUGAAAGGACAGACAGAUAGAGAAACGCUGAAGGCGGGGCCUUACUGCAGGUUCAUUGACGAAUUGUCUUUGGAAGGUGGCAUUGUUAUGCGAGGGCAUAGGGUCGUUGUACCUGAUGCCGCAAGAAGUAAAGUUUUGAACCAGAUUCAUAGUUCUCAUUUGGGUAUAGUCAAGACCAAAAGCAUCGCAAGAGCAAAUGUGUGGUGGCCCAACAUUGAUGGCGAUAUCGAGAUGCUAAUCAAAAGCUGCUCAGCAUGUGUCUUACAUAACCAAUCACCACCCAAGGCGCCAUUGAUUCCAUGGGAACCUCCAUCAAAUGUAUGGAGUCGUGUGCACGUAGAUUUUGCAGGACCUGUGCAUGGUUGGAGUUAUCUUAUUAUUAUUGAUGCAUUCUCCAAAUGGGCUGAAGUAUUUCCAACAAAAAGUAGCACAUCAGAUUUUGUCUUAGAAAAGUUAAUGGAAUGUAUCGCGCGGUUCGGUUUGUUCGACGAAAUGGUAAGCGACAAUGGAACCCAGUUUGUAUCAGGUGUAGUAAAAACAUUUCUAGCGGCUAAUGGCAUCAAGCAGACGCUGACUAGUCCGGGGCACCCUUCAACUAAUGGCGAAGCUGAGAAUAUGGUCAAAACGUUUAAAGCUGCUUUGAUUAAGAGUCUUUCGACGAGUAGAAAUGAUGUGCGAGGUAUCGUGGCCAAUUUUUUGAUGGGCUAUCGCAAAGCAACACACUGUACAACACAAGUAGCUCCUGUCGAAGCGAUGUUGGGGCGAGACAUAAAAUCAUCGCUAGAUCGAUUCAAUCCACGACAGUUAUCAAACGACAAAAUAACGAAAGCUUAUAUUACCCGAAACAUCCUGAGACAACAGAAAUCUCAAAUAAAGAAUUACGGAGGUACAAGGAAUACAACUUUCGUCGUUGGCGAUAAGGUAAUUGUAAGAGACUACAAGGAUCCAAAUAAACCAGCUUGGACUUCUGCAAUAGUGCGCAAUGUUUUGGGACAACGGAACUACAGGGUGGAGUUAACUGCAAACGGAAGAAUGAUCAAACGUCAUUUGGAUCAAAUGAGACGAGACACUCGGCCAACCACUGAGACAUUGGAAAAGGAAAACGAAAGGCAUGUUGACAGCAGUAAUCGUCGCAGUAUUGUCGGAAAUUCAGCAUUCGUUCCAGUAAAGCGAAUGUGGGAAGGCGUGUCCCAUGGACACAUGCAAGACACCUCCGUCCGAACGUUGUAUCACAACGACCCAAAUAUUUCUGUUUUGCACGCAGGAAACUCACGUACUGUGGAGAACACGGGUCCCACGGAAAACGAUAUAGCGGACCUUUCGAAUAGCCUAGAGAGUUUGCACUUAGAUGAAAACCUUAGGGGAGAGCAAAAUGAAUCUGACGGUUCUGAAUUCUUUGAGGCAUCUGAUGGUGACUUUGAACCAAACAUUUCAAGGGACAGUGAUGAAGAUUUAGUCGUUAGUGGUUUCGAUAGAGGUUUCUGGCGGCUCAGAGAUUCGGAAGGCAGAAUUUUCAAAAAGUAG